Callithrix jacchus (white-tufted-ear marmoset) is the source of this 884-nucleotide messenger RNA. Lineage: Eukaryota; Metazoa; Chordata; Mammalia; Primates; Cebidae. The record is from RefSeq and is a predicted model, not a curated record.
CCAGAGUCAGCGCCGACCCCACAAGCUCAGCGCUCUUCCCGCAGCCGCCCCCCGCAGACGCCAGUCCCGGCCUCUGGACACGCGUCCUCAUUUCCGAACCCCGCCCGCAAACCAAGGGCGCCCACACCCUCCUCGGGGUCAGUCACGUGGCAGAACCGCUCAGAACUCUGCGGAGCGCCGGGCGCACCCACGGCGGGGUCUAAGAGACGCCCCCCCAGAAACAGCCACGCGGGGGAGACGCCCGGGGCGAGGGAGCUGCUGGGAAAGGGGGCGGCGGGCGAUCCGCUUCGCCUCCCCACACCCCUCACAAGAGCCUUUCCUUCAAGACCCGCUGGCAGCCCCCAGAGCGCGAGCCACGGCCGGGGCCGCCCCGUGCACGAGCCCGUUUGCUCACGGGAACCCCACGUUUUCACGGAGCCUCCAUAAUCCGAACAGGGUCAAGUAGGGACGGGACCACGGACCACAGCGCCGCCCACGCGGGCACCGCAGCUCCUCAGCUCGCAGCCCGGGGAAGGUGCGGGGCUGCGGCCGCAGAUGACAACAAGGGCUGCAGGCUGGGCCAGAGCCGCCGUGCCGGGACCGACGGGAGCCCGGGUCCCUCCGCGACGGCUGAGCGGCGGCCGCGGGGACUCGGCUCCCAGACUCCGUCCCGCCGCCGCCAUUUCCCGCCGGUUCCGAUGAGGCCUCCGCAGCCUCGGGACGCCCUGCCCCGCACACUCACCAUUUCUGGGCUUCGGGGUGUCGCGGAGUCUUAGCUACGAAUCACCCGAGACCCCAGGUCACAGAGCGACGGAGGCCGAGGCUGCGGCUGAAUCACCCCGGCCUCCCUGAGGGGGCGGAAGCAGGGCGCCGAGGCCCUAACCGAGCUGGGGCUGGAGCAAAAG